AUGAGUGCCCGUGCCAGACCCAUCAAACGGCGCCCCCGGCCCGCGCAACGAGAAGACUACAACCCCACAUAUUUGCCAUGGAAGAAGCGCUUAGAUCACUUUACUUGGUCGUGGUUUGAGUGCACUAUGUCGACCGGCGCCAUUGCGACACUUCUCGGGCAGCAGCCAUACAGCUUCCACGGAUUAAAGACCAUUGGGAAGAUUUUCUUCAUUUUGGAUAUCGUUUUGUUCCUUGCGUUUAGCGCAUGCAUCACCUACCGUUUCAUCCACAACCGUGGAUCCCUUAAGCUCAGUCUGCACCACCCACACGAAAGCUUCUUCUUCGGCGCAUUUUUCGUAUCUAUCGCACUCAUCAUCUACUGUAUCGAGCUGUACGGAGUGCCAUCUUCAGGACCAUGGCUCAUCAAGACAUUGGAAAUACUCUUCUGGUUAUACGCGGCCAUCGUCAUCUUGGUCGCCGUUUUCCAAUACCACGUUAUUUUCGAUCGACGUGAGCUUCCUGUUACCGACGCAAUGCCCGCUUGGAUCCUACCGGUAUACCCCUUCCUUGUCCUUGGAGUUCUGGGUGGUACACUGUUGAAGAGCCAGCCACCUGGGCCUGGCUUCGCCAUCUUCGUCGGCAGCGUUACCUUCCAGGGCUUGGGCUGGACUAUCGCGUUCCUAAUGUUGACCCUCUACUUCACGCGCUUGGUUAACAGCAAUCUUCCCGAGAUACCCAAACGCCCCGGCAUGUAUGUGGCUGUUGGUCCGGCUGCAUACACUGCGAACGCAUGCAUUUCGCUUGGUAUGCAGGCACCGAAGCACGUCCCCGAACAUCUGCUGGGUAUCACAUCCUUCCCAGUUGGUGAUGCUUUCAAGGCUUUCGGAGUUAUCGUGGGAAUCUUCUUAUGGCUAAUCUCCUUCUGGUUCUCCGCCAUCGCCACCAUCAGCAUUGUCAUCAGUGCUAAGGAGUCACACUUCACCUUGAAUCAUUGGGGAUUCAUCUUCCCUAACGCUGGAAUGACCAUCGCACUCAUCUACAUCGCCAACGCACUGGACAGUCCAGGUAUCAAGGGCGUGUGCAGCGCAAUGACCAUUGUUUUGGUGAUGCUGUGGAUCUGGGUGGCGGUACUCAAUGUGAAAGGUGUGCUACAGAAGAAGGUCUUGUGGCCCGGUAUGGAUGAAGACAUGGAGGACAUUGAAGGGCACGGCCACAAGCCGGGCUCAGAUCAAGAAGACGGAGAUGGGCAAGUGUAG
This is a messenger RNA of Alternaria ethzedia, 1236 nucleotides long. RefSeq lists its product as uncharacterized. Gene Ontology annotation, cellular component: membrane. The record is from RefSeq and is a predicted model, not a curated record. NCBI's taxonomy places the organism in Eukaryota, Fungi, Ascomycota, Dothideomycetes, Pleosporales, Pleosporaceae. Gene Ontology annotation, molecular function: malate transmembrane transporter activity. Gene Ontology annotation, biological process: malate transmembrane transport. The transcript has a single exon. The coding region runs from base 1 to 1236 and encodes 411 amino acids.